Molecule: messenger RNA, 957 nt
Organism: Laccaria bicolor S238N-H82
Lineage: Eukaryota; Fungi; Basidiomycota; Agaricomycetes; Agaricales; Hydnangiaceae
Exons: 2
Coding region: 1-957 (318 amino acids)
Source: RefSeq, a predicted model, not a curated record
AUGGAGAAGUGCCCCAUCGAAAUUUGCCACCAAAUUUUCAGGGCGGCUUGCGUUGACGGUGGCAAGACUGGCAUUGCCUUAUCCCAGGUUUCUCGCUAUGUUAACCAAAUGUCCCGGGAAGUCAAGUACCACUCCGUCACCGUCAUCGGCCUCGACCAGAUCAUGAUGUUCGCAAAGGUCUUGAAGGACCUGCCGCCAAAAUAUAGGGUUGUUCGCCACCUAUUCCUCUCUAGCAUGCCCCAAAAGACCAGUCCUGACGACGACAUUACCCCGACUUUGAAUCAAGAAAUUGGGCAAGUUGGAGCGGAGAAGCACUACGAGGGUGUCUGUGACGCUUUCAGUCUCAUCUUGGAACUGUCAGCGCCCACUCUUUUCUCAUUUUACCUGGUAUCCCGUAUUCCCCGAACCGUCAACAUGCUCCCAGUUUCGCUGCCCAUGUUGAUGGAGCUCACUAUCCAUGGUCCAUUCCCUGCAGUGUCAAAAGCUGAGCUACGGGAGCACACGUACCCUUCUCUCCAGCGCCUUACCUUCGUGGGUUUCAGUGACCACCCGCUGGACUUGUUCGAGGACAUCGCCUUCCAAGCUCCAAAUCUCACCCAUCUUUCCUUCUUCCCUUCCCAGCCGUCUCGCCAUCUUCACGAGGAUUUGUGUAGCGCCCUGAACAUCCCCACCAUGAGUGACAAGCAUGCGGUUCAGGAAGUCCCUGCAGUGGGCACACUGCCUGCGAGCAUUGUUCGGGUCGAAGUCCAGCCAGGUCCGAGGCCGCAGGACAAGAAGGGAAGUCGCCGAAGGAGCGUCUUGAUGGAUAAGGUGCAGGAGGUAAUGCGGGCGCGAGUAUUGUUCAUGCAGAGACGUGAUAAGAGGGUGAAGUAUAUUGAGCCUGGGCCUGUCCCAUCUUACUGUGACGCGAAACUUUUGUGGCUGCAGGAACGCGCCAACUGGGGUGAUGAUUCUUAG